This is a messenger RNA of Cryptomeria japonica (Japanese cedar), 537 nucleotides long. RefSeq lists its product as uncharacterized. The transcript has 2 exons. The record is from RefSeq and is a predicted model, not a curated record. Bases 1 to 537 code for a protein of 178 amino acids. Lineage: Eukaryota; Viridiplantae; Streptophyta; Pinopsida; Cupressales; Cupressaceae.
AUGUACGGCCAGGAGGCUGUGGUGCCAGUGGAAUUCAUGGUGCCAAGUCUCAGAAUUGCCAUUGACAACAGGUUAGGCGACAUGGAAAGCCUCCGGGAGAGACUAUACGCCCUGAAUAAGUUGGAUGAAAGACGGACGAUGGCACAGUGGGCGACGGAGACAGCUCAGCAACAACGGAAAGCCUGGCACGAUAAACAUUUAAGAAGGAUGCAGUUCACCCCGAGGCAAUUGGUAUUGAAGUUUAACGGUCGAAAUGAAAUUAAGCCAGGCAAGUUCAAGGUAAAAUGGCUAGGUCCCUUUAAUAUUCGCGAAGUUGGCGCGAACGGAGCCAUCAAGCUGUGGACGAUGGACGGGAUGGAGGUGCCUGAUGUUGUAAAUGGCUCCAAGUUGAAAAUCUAUCACCAACGGAGGCAAGAGACGAGGUCUGCCCAGGCAGACAGUGUUUUAUAUGGCAUGAAUACUCAAGAAAUUGCCAAGUUAGAAAAUUGUCGGGUUAUAAAGACGUCCGUAUGGACAAAUCAGCUACUUGCCAGUUAG